Messenger RNA from Orbilia oligospora ATCC 24927, 312 nucleotides. RefSeq lists its product as uncharacterized. The transcript has a single exon. The record is from RefSeq and is a predicted model, not a curated record. Lineage: Eukaryota; Fungi; Ascomycota; Orbiliomycetes; Orbiliales; Orbiliaceae. The coding region runs from base 1 to 312 and encodes 103 amino acids.
AUGACUAAAGACCUAGAUACGCUCGACUUUGUCAAAAAAUGCCGUCGAGCCAUCUGCGAGAAAACAGGCGUUUGGUCCAGGGCUUUGGAAAAGUGGAAUGUUGGAACUUGUGCGGAAACAGUUCCACUUUCGGUUAUGCCAAUUCAUGAAGAUGGUGUAGUCUUUUCUCUUUGUUUAACUUCGAAAGGACUGGAUAAGCCUUUAGGAGCUUGCAAAACAUGCCAGGCCACAUUUUUGAGCUAUUUUACAACUACUAGCAGAAGAGUCGUCGAUUUAGCAGAGAGCGGUGAAACUAAUGCGAAGGUAGGAUAA